Molecule: messenger RNA, 204 nt
Organism: Cotesia congregata
Lineage: Eukaryota; Metazoa; Arthropoda; Insecta; Hymenoptera; Braconidae
Source: the annotation of a GenBank genome assembly
AUGUGGUCUGAGGCUUUACUUUUUACUGGCCAAGCAUGGAAUGUACCACCAUUUGGAGAACCUGAUAAUUUAAAUCCCGCGGUGCAUUUCAAGGAUUAUAAUGAAAUUGCCAAGCGUAUCAAUAUUGAUCUAGAUGAAGAAGUUUCCAAUGUUAGUAUUGUGAAACUUAUUAAUUAUGACGGAGCUAUUACCAUCAAAAUCUAG